AUGGAAAGCACAGACAAGCUAGUUUCUCCACAGAGGAAAAGGCAGAAUCCCAACCGGUGCCGACCAAAAUCAAGAGGGGGCUGCCAGAGGUGCAAGCAGCGGCGACGCAGAUGUGACGAGGCAAAACCGAGUUGUCAUGAAUGUAUCAAGCGAGGACACACAUGUCCCGGGUACCAAAAGCAGAGCUUGAAAUGGCGAUAUGUUUAUGAAGGCAGCGAAGAGCCAAAUCAGCCAACACCACCACCCAAGUCUCCUGACACGGCUGCGACCGAAUUUUCCGAGUUCCCUGUGAAAAAUUCCACAUUGCAGGGAAAAGACAACAUUCAGAAUGAAACCCAAAGCAUCUGGGAUACGGCUUGCCCAACCCUUUUUGACCAGCUGCCGAAUCUUAAUGAGCCAACAGAUGUUUGGCUCUACACUGAGUCGGGUUUGAGUAGUACGGUUUUAGCGAAACCUGAAGACGAGCUGGAUGGGUUGUCGAUUUUGCGUCAACGACUGGCCAACACAACCGUCCCCUCCUUUCUCAUCCAACUGCCAGUGAUGUUGGUGCAAUAUUACUUUCAUACAGUUUGUAACCAAUGGUCAUCUUUUGACUGUCCUCUCAAUCCUUUCCGAGUUAUUGUCAGCCGACUCUGGAGUCGAAGUGCGGCGAUCUACUUUGCUAUCCAGAGCAUGUCAGCUGCCUCGCUGGCCAACGAUUUUCCAACCAUGCGAGCCAUCGGAAUACAGACUCAGCAGCAGGCAAUUGCGUGUCUGAAUAAUAGUGUCCAAAAGGGCUCCACUCAGACAAAGGAUGAUGAGUAUUUUCUAGCACUGCUGAUGAUUGGAUCCACCACUGGGUGGCACGAUGCUUCCGAUUUGGGGCUUCCAUAUCUGAGGGCGGCACAGGACCAUCUUCUGAGACAAGAACGCCAGUGCAAGAAUGCAAACUCUGCCCUCGCAAAACAACAUCCACUCUUCAAGCAGUGUCUUCUUUGGUGGAACUUACUGGCUGCCUUUGUGGCAGAGGAGUCGUCCAUUCUUGACAUAGAAAACUCCAUAGAAACUAGCGACACGAAUCUUUCUGUCUAUCUUGUCGAUGGGGAGGUCCUACCGCAUCCCUGGACAGGGUCCCUCAGAUACUCCUUGGGUCUCUUCUAUCGAACUGCAAGAGUGAUCCGGGCCGCAAGAACCUCCCACCGCCGAAGGCCACAGGCUUUAGAUCCCACCUUGAUUGACUUGAGCUCCAUGGCCGAGGAACUCGAUCUCAGACAAGAAGCCGAACAUCUCGAGGACAAAAUACUGUUUACUGGCUUCUCAUUCUAUUGUGGGCCUGUUGACAUCGGUGAUACAAACACGCCACCGUCGCAUUUUCUUACUUUGGCCGAGGCAUAUCGCUGUACGGCACUGUUGCAAAUCUACCACGUUUUUCCGGAUAUCCUCGAAGAAAGACUACGAAGUAACCAAGCUGCGGGUUGCGAAGGCCCUAUUCCGGCCCUCUUUUUGUUGUUGUUCCCAACUGCCACUGGAUGGUCAUCGUGCUCGGUGGAAAACGCACGCCACACCCUGGCAUUGCACAUUGUAUCUCUCUUGGAGCAGCUUCCUUCCACGUCUGGAACAAAGGUUAUGCAGCCCAUCGUUUUGGCUUGCGUCUCCAGUGAUCUUGUUUUCUCGUCUGGGUUUGUGUUGGGCGCUGCACAACAUACGAUCCCCAGUCUGAGUACGCUGGAUGUUGAUAUUGCCCGGGCCAGACGAAAGGUCAAAAUGCGGUUGUCUGAACUUAUCUUAAUUCUUCCAAAGCUACCAAUGCAACGCAUUUAUAACGUUGUGCAUGAGACCUGGGACCGUGCGGACUCUGGUUUAGAAGUAUUCUGGCUGGAUGUUAUGCUGGAUUUGAAUUUGGAAACGAUUAUGGGAUAG
This is a messenger RNA of Penicillium coprophilum, 1899 nucleotides long. RefSeq lists its product as uncharacterized. Gene Ontology annotation, biological process: positive regulation of transcription by RNA polymerase II. The transcript is spliced from 2 exons. Gene Ontology annotation, cellular component: nucleus. Lineage: Eukaryota; Fungi; Ascomycota; Eurotiomycetes; Eurotiales; Aspergillaceae. Bases 1 to 1899 code for a protein of 632 amino acids. The record is from RefSeq and is a predicted model, not a curated record. Gene Ontology annotation, molecular function: zinc ion binding; transcription cis-regulatory region binding; DNA-binding transcription factor activity, RNA polymerase II-specific.